Pseudomassariella vexata is the source of this 1929-nucleotide messenger RNA. Its product is annotated as dimethylaniline monooxygenase. Lineage: Eukaryota; Fungi; Ascomycota; Sordariomycetes; Amphisphaeriales; Pseudomassariaceae. Gene Ontology annotation, molecular function: NADP binding; flavin adenine dinucleotide binding; N,N-dimethylaniline monooxygenase activity. The transcript has 5 exons. The record is from RefSeq and is a predicted model, not a curated record. Bases 31 to 1929 code for a protein of 632 amino acids.
CCCAUCUGAAUCGACCAAGCAAAUCUCAAGAUGAAGGUGGCUGUCAUUGGCGGAGGCCCCUCUGGCCUGGUCACUCUGAAAUACCUGGCGCAUGCGCAUCGCCAAUUCCCUAACAUUGAGCCCUUCGAUCCUUUCCUGUUCGAGGCAGAGGACGACAUCGGCGGCACCUUCAAGUACCGUGUCUACGAGGAAGCCGAGCUUGUUUCGUCGAAGUACCUCACGGCUUUCUCAGACCACCGCUUCCCUGAGGAUGCCCCGGAGUUUGUCGUACCAGAGACGUACGUCCGCUACCUGCAGGAUUAUGUCACCAAGUUUGAACUUGGGAUGUACAUCCACUGCUCGACCGAAGUCACACAGAUUAGGCGCAAACCCGGCGGUGGGCACCUUGUCACUGUGAAGACUAGCGGCGUGUCCAAGGAUAUCCAGUUUGACGCCAUUGCCGUCUGCACCGGUCUCAAUGUCGAGGCUAACAUCACGUAUGUCCAAGGCAUGGAGCGUGUGCCCAUCGUGAUCCAUUCCUCCGAGUUCAAGGUACGUAAGCAGUUCCUGAUCCGAGACAAUCCCACGGUCGUCAUCAUGGGCGCCGGCGAAACGGGCAUGGAUAUUGGACAUCUUGCCAUCACCACCCCGGAGAUUGGCUCAGUGAUCAUGUGCCACAAAGGCGGCUUCUAUUGCGUUCCCAAGAGAGUUCCCGAGCCUGUUGUCCUUGGCUUCUGGGGGAAGGACCAAAAGCGACCCUCCAAGCCCAUUGACACAAGUGUCGCAAGCCUGUUUGACACGGCCUAUGUCCACCCCAUCCUGCAGCGAGGUAUGGGCCUCUGGAAUUACUACAACUGGGCCAUCAAUUCUCUCCUCUUCGCUGUGACCGGCACGCAUGGAGGCCUGGACCAGUGGGUUGGCCAGAUUCCCAAGGAGAGACGACACACAGAUUCGAUCUUCUUCUGCAAGUCUGAUAGAGCAAUGCCCUACAUCUCAGCUCCGCACCGCAACCGCGCAUCCUUCUGGAACCGCCUCCGCGCUGCAAUCGUCAACAUGCCAAUCAAGGACACCGAAGGCCGUCACAUUGACCUCGCACCCUGGCCGGAGUUCAUUGAUCUCAAUGGCAUCAUGCAUUUCGAGGACACCGGACGACCCGAGUCGGAUAAGAUGAAGAACAUGGUCGUCAAGCCUGACGUUAUAGUCAUGGCCACCGGAUACAUGCGACGCUUCCUCUUCCUCGAUGACUCUUACCAUUACCCCGACUUCGGUGAGGGUCGAGGCAUCUGGGACAUCUUCACUCCCUCGGUUGGAUUUAUCGGAUUCGUCAGACCGUCGAUUGGCGCCAUUCCUCCCCUGGCUGAGAUGCAGGCCCAACUGUGGGUUCUUCGCCUCAUCCAAUCAGGGAACCGCCACGAUCCCGCACUUACGGCCCGCGACCCAAACGCAGUGGCAGCCUAUGAUGUCGACUAUCGUCUGCAUGAGCGCGCAGAUCGAGACCUCUCUAAGGAGCGAGGAGGAGUCGACCACGAGAGCUACGCCUACCAGCUCGCUCUGGACAUUGGUUCGGCGCCCACGUUCACGUUCAUCCGCAAGCAGGGCUUCAAAGUGCUCUGGACCUGGGCCAUGGGCAGCAACUUCAACACGAAGUUCCGAUUAGUCGGCCCCUGGAAGGACGACGAGGCCUUGGAUAUCAUACGAGGCGAGCUGUACAAUGUCACCAAGCGCAUUGCUGGCGGCCCGUUCUUCAUAAUCUACACCUUGAUCCCCCUCAUCAUCUUUGGCAUUGCCAGCAUGUUCCUUUACGCCGUGGACCCCAUCAUGCGCAAGUGGAAUGAGUGGCACCGAGGGGUUCGUGGCCGAAUUCGAGGAACUCGUGGCUCGACACGGCUAGGAGUAAACGACGCGUAUUCCUCAACUAGAGCCAUGCUCUACGAGAUGAUUUCAGGAUGA